CCUCUCCCUCUCUCUAGUUUCUCGCUCUCUAUAUAGUUCAAGAGAUCAUUGUUUCAGGUUUAGCAAUAUAUAUAUAUAUUUAUAUAGAUUUAUACAUAUAUAUAUAUAUAUAUUUAGAGAGAGAGAGAGAGAGAGAGAGAGAGAAGAUAGAGAGCAAUGGAGGCCGAAAAAAGAUCUAGAUUCAAGAGAAUUUGUGUUUUCUGUGGGAGCAGUCCUGGGAAGAAACCAAGCUACCAAGAAGCCGCCAUUGAAUUAGGCAAAGUUCUGGUGGAGAGAAGGAUUGAUUUGGUGUAUGGAGGUGGAAGCGUGGGUCUGAUGGGUCUUGUUUCUCAGGCAGUUCAUGAUGGAGGGCGCCAUGUUCUAGGCGUAAUUCCAACUAGUCUCAUGCCUAGAGAGAUUACCGGUGAAACAAUUGGAGAAGUAAAAGCAGUCUCUGAUAUGCAUGAGAGAAAAGCUGUGAUGUCCCGGAAAGCUGAUGCGUUUAUUGCCCUCCCUGGUGGUUAUGGCACCCUUGAAGAAUUGCUUGAAGUCAUCACAUGGGCUCAGCUUGGAAUCCACAGUAAGCCUGUGGGGCUGUUGAAUGUUGAAGGCUACUAUAAUUCCCUCUUGUCUUUUAUCGAUAAGGCUGUGGAUGAAGGCUUCAUCUCUCCAACUGCACGUCGCAUAAUCGUGUCUGCCCCGACAGCCAAACAGCUGGUCAGAGAACUCGAGGAAUAUGUUCCACAAUGUGAUGAGAUAACAUCCAAGUUGAUCUGGGAAGAUGUUGGAAGACUGAGUUUAGCAGAAUCUGGUGUUCCCACUGCACAGGAAUUGUGCUGAUAAAGAAGACACUAGCACUUUAUCAUUAUGGAUAUUUUAGCAUUUUGCAGUAAAUAUAGAUAUAAUAUAUAUAUAGUUUUUGCAAGGUUGUUUUGCCCUACUAAGGCAUGCAUGCAGAUUGCACAAACAAGAAAACUUAGUGCUAUUUUUUUUGUGGGGU
Molecule: messenger RNA, 979 nt
Organism: Ipomoea nil (Japanese morning glory)
Lineage: Eukaryota; Viridiplantae; Streptophyta; Magnoliopsida; Solanales; Convolvulaceae
Product: cytokinin riboside 5'-monophosphate phosphoribohydrolase LOG7-like
Exons: 7
Coding region: 157-819 (220 amino acids)
Biological process (GO): cytokinin biosynthetic process
Cellular component (GO): nucleus; cytosol
Molecular function (GO): hydrolase activity, hydrolyzing N-glycosyl compounds
Source: RefSeq, a predicted model, not a curated record